This is a messenger RNA of Arabidopsis arenosa, 1436 nucleotides long. The record is from the annotation of a GenBank genome assembly. NCBI's taxonomy places the organism in Eukaryota, Viridiplantae, Streptophyta, Magnoliopsida, Brassicales, Brassicaceae.
AGAGAAAGAGCACGAAAUUAAACAUUAUGGAUAUCAAUCUAUUCCGUGAGGAGAAAGGUAACAAUCCAGAGAUCAUCAGGGAAUCGCAACGUCGGAGAUUUGCCAACGUUGAGAUUGUUGAUGAGAUUAUUAAACACGACAAAGAAUGGCGUCAGUGUCAAUAUGAAGUUGAUAGCUUCAGGAAAGAGUUCAACAAGCUCAAUAAACACGUGGCUGAGCUAAAAAUUGCUAAAGCUGAUGCGACUGAGAUUAUUCAGCAAACGGAGAAAAACAAACAGGACGCUACCGCGAGAGAGGUUGAAGUUCGUGAAGCUUUUGCUACUUUGCAAGCCAAAUUGUUGACAGUUGGAAAUCUGGUUCAUGACUCGGUUCCAUUUGAUAAGGACGAGGCAAAUAAUCUUGUGAUUAAACUGUUUGGUGAAAAGCGGUUUUCUACACUUGAUCUGAAGCUGAAAAACCAUGUGGAUCUCGUUGAGCUUCUCUGUAUUGCAGAUACCAAAAGAGGUGCUGAUAUUGCUGGAGGGAGAGGUUAUUUCUUAAAAGGAUUUGGUGUGAGGCUUAACCAAGCUCUUAUCAACUUUGCGCUAGACUCUUUGGAAGAUAGAGGAUUUACGCCUUUACAACCUCCGUUUUUCAUGAAGAGGGAUGUUAUGGCCAAAUGCGCACAACUGGCACAGUUUGAUGAAGAGCUUUACAAGGUGACUGGUGAAGGAGAUGACAAAUUUCUUAUUGCAACUGCUGAGCAACCUCUUUGUGCAUACCAUCGUAAUCAAACGAUCCAUCCGACCGAGCUUCCCAAAAGAUAUGCUGGUUACUCGACCUGUUUUAGAAAAGAAGCUGGUUCUCAUGGAAGAGAUACACUUGGAAUUUUCCGUGUUCACCAGUUUGAGAAAGUUGAACAGUUUUGCAUCACCAGUCCUAAUGAUUCGUGGGCGAUGCUCGAAGAGAUGUUAAAGAACUCGGAAGAAUUUUACCAAGCGCUUAAAAUUCCAUACCGAGUUGUAUCGGUUGUCUCUGGAGCUUUGAACGAUGCAGCUGCUAAAAAGUAUGACCUGGAAGGAUGGUUUCCUGCUUCAGAGACUUACAGAGAGCUUGUGUCCUGUUCAAACUGUACAGACUAUCAGUCUCGAAGGCUUGAUAUUAGAUAUGGUCAGAAUAAGAGCAAUGGUCAGACGAAGCAGUAUGUUCAUAUGUUGAAUUCGACUCUUACCGCGACAGAGAGGACCAUUUGCUGUAUUCUUGAGAACUACCAGCGAGAGGAUGGUGUUGACAUUCCUGAGGUUUUGCAGCCGUAUAUGGGCGGCAAGAAGUUUAUGCCUUUCAAAAGAUGAAGUCUGUCCAACAAGUCUUGCAAAUUAUAAAAUACAGAUUUUCUUUACUUUCCAUUUGUUAAAAAUCUUCUUGUAUUUGGUUUUCAAUAAAAUUUUAACUUUAAU